This is a messenger RNA of Strigops habroptila (Kakapo), 4648 nucleotides long. It is a transcript of the gene ECE1, whose product is annotated as endothelin converting enzyme 1. Gene Ontology annotation, molecular function: metalloendopeptidase activity. Lineage: Eukaryota; Metazoa; Chordata; Aves; Psittaciformes; Psittacidae. Gene Ontology annotation, cellular component: plasma membrane. Gene Ontology annotation, biological process: peptide hormone processing. Bases 1076 to 3340 code for a protein of 754 amino acids. The record is from RefSeq and is a predicted model, not a curated record. The transcript is spliced from 18 exons.
UCCCGUGUCUCAGGCUGGGGAGCACCCAUGGGUGCUGCAUUGCCCUGAUGCCCCCAAUGAGGUGGCGAUGAGGUGAGGAAGUGGGUUUUUUUAUGGGUUCUAAAAAUACCUCCUGGACUCAAUUUUCCCCAAAUUAAGGAUGCUGGGGGUUGAUCCCGGUGCCCCCCCGGGGGUGUUCUGGGGGGUGUUCAAGCUUAGCUUGGAUUCCCUGAUGUCUAAUAUAGGGUUGAACCAGCAUAUCCUUAAUGAAAAGAAAAACGUGGGUUUUUUUCUCCUUCUUUCCCUUUUCCCUGCUGUUUGCAGGCUGAGGUGGGGGGGGGAUAAUUGGAAAAAAACCUAAUUUCCUCAGGAAGCAAAGUGAAAGCUUUGGCCAAAAAGCUGGGACUCCAGGAAUUUGGAGCUAUUGGUGCUGGGGGGGAGCUUCCUGGACCCCCCCCAGUGAGAGCAGGGAUUUGUGCCCCGAGCUGCAAGUUCCAGCCAUGUGCAAAGUGUGAAAAUAAGGGGAAAAAGUGAAAGGGGAUGGAAAAAAAUCCAUCAUCUAAGCCCCGAUUUCAGCAGCGAUAACAGCUCGCAGUGAAAGGGUUUUCGUCUCCUGGUUCCAGGGCACCGGGGGGAGGAUUUUGGGGCUGGAAACAGAGUUUUUUGGUCAACUGAGGAGGGAAACUGCCUUUUUCUUUUAACCCUUCCCCUUCCCCAGGUGGGUUUUGUGGCUACUGAAAUCCAGGCUGUGCUUUGGGACCCGGGGGGGGAGGAUGGGAUUCGGUGUUAACUCUGUGAGGGGAGGUUUGGGAAGGCCAGUAUUGGAAACAGGGCUGAGAACUGGUGCUCUCGGUGCAUGCUGAGUGGAAACUGAGGCACGGCUGUGCCAGGUUCAGAUCACCUCAGUGUCCCUUUGGGGACGAUGGCAGCGGGAUGGGGACAUCCAGUGCUUUACUACCCCGGAGCCGGUCAGGAUUUAGCUCCCCCGAGGAGGAGGCGGCUUUAGAGGGUGCAUAUUCCUUCCUCACUCUCCUUCCUCCUCCUCUUCCUCAACCCCGAGCCACUGAGCACCUCUGUUUGCCGAUCCCCUGUGCAGAUGUCGACCUACAAGCGGGCAACGCUGGACGAUGAAGACCCCCUGGACUCCAUUGGUGAUGGUGAUGGGUACCCCAACGGCUUCCAGGUGAACUUCCGCAGCUCGAGGAGCGCCCCGGGGUGCUGGGCUGAGCGGACGCGCGCCGAGAAGCAGCUCGUGGUGCUGGUGGGGGUGCUGGGGGCCGUGCUGGUGGCGUGUCUGCUGGGUCUCAUCUUCCAGUACAGAUCCCGGGUGCCGGCUGUGUGCCUGUCGGAAGCCUGCAUCUCCGUCACCAGCUCCAUCCUCAGCUCGCUGGACCGGGCGGUGAAUCCCUGCGAGGACUUCUUCAGCUACGCCUGCGGGGGCUGGAUCAAGGCCAACCCCCUCCCCGAUGGCCACUCGCGCUGGGGCACGUUCAACAACCUCUGGGAGCACAACCAGGCCAUCAUGAAGCAUCUGCUGGAAAACACCACGGCCAACGUGUCGAGCGAGGCGGAGCGCAAGGCGCAGCGUUACUACCAAGCUUGCAUGAACGAGAGCAAGAUCGAGGAGCUGCGUGCCACCCCGCUUGUGGAGCUCAUCCAAAAGCUGGGUGGCUGGAACAUCACAGGUCCAUGGGCCGGUGACAACUUCAACGCGACGCUGCGGGAGGUGACGGCGCAUUACCGCACCUCACCCUUCUUCUCCGUCUACGUCAGCGCCGACUCCAAGAACUCCAACAGCAACGUGAUCCAGGUGGAUCAGUCGGGGUUGGGCCUGCCAUCCCGGGAUUACUACCUCAACAAGACAGAGAAUGAGAAGGUGCUCGCCGGGUACCUGAACUACAUGGUGCAGUUGGGGAUGUUCUUGGGAGGCACUGAUGAGGAGUCAACUCGGCAGCAGAUGCAGCAGAUCUUGGACUUUGAGACGGCGUUGGCCAACAUCACCAUCCCACAGGAGAAGCACCGGGAUGAGGAGGUCAUCUACCAUAAAAUGACGGCUGGAGACCUAAAGGAGUUGGCACCAGCCGUGGACUGGAUGCCCUUCCUCAGCACGGUGUUCUACCCCGUGGAGCUCAAUGAAUCUGAGCCCGUCGUGGUCUAUGCCAAGGAGUACCUGGAGCAGGUCUCCGACCUCAUCCUGGCCACGGACAAAUGUCUCCUCAACAACUACAUGAUCUGGAACCUGGUGCGGAAAACCAGCCCCUUCCUCGACCAGCGCUUCCAGGAUGCUGAGGAAAAGUUCAUGGAAGUGAUGUAUGGGACGAAGAAGACCUGCCUCCCGCGCUGGAAGUUCUGCAUCAGUGACACUGACAACAACCUGGGCUUCGCCCUGGGGGCCAUGUUCGUCAAGGCCACCUUCGCCGAGGACAGCAAGCAAGUGGCAGAGGAAAUGAUUGCAGAGAUUAAAACAGCCUUUGAGGAAAGCCUGGAGAGCCUGCGGUGGAUGGAUGAAGAGACAAGGAAAUCAGCCAAAGAGAAGGCAGAUGCCAUCUACAACAUGAUUGGCUACCCUAAGUUCAUCAUGGACCCCAAGGAGCUGGAUAAAGUCUUUAAUGAUUACGAGGCCGUGUCCGACCUCUACUUUGAGAACGUCAUGCAGUUCUACAACUUCUCAGCCAGGGUCACCGCUGACCAGCUCCGGAAACCACCAAACCGGGACCAGUGGAGCAUGACACCCCCGACGGUCAAUGCGUACUACUCUCCCACCAAGAAUGAGAUUGUCUUCCCUGCUGGCAUCCUCCAGGCCCCUUUUUACACACGUGCAUCUCCCAAGUCACUGAAUUUUGGUGGGAUCGGUGUGGUCGUGGGCCAUGAGUUGACACAUGCCUUUGAUGAUCAAGGCCGGGAAUAUGACAAGGAUGGCAACCUGCGUCCCUGGUGGAAGAACUCCUCCGUGGAGGCCUUCAAGCGUCAGACAGCAUGCAUGGUGGAGCAGUACAGCAACUACACCGUCAAUGGAGAGGCUGUCAAUGGCAAGCACACCCUCGGGGAGAACAUCGCUGACAACGGGGGCCUCAAGGCAGCCUACCGGGCAUAUCAAAACUGGCUGAAAAAGAAUGGAGAAGAGGAAAUCCUCCCAACUCUCGGCCUCACCAACCACCAGCUCUUCUUCGUUGGCUUCGCACAGGUGUGGUGCUCGGUUCGCACGCCGGAGAGCUCGCACGAGGGGCUCAUCACCGACCCCCACAGCCCCUCGCGAUUCCGGGUCAUCGGCACUGUCUCCAACUCCCAGGAAUUCGCGGAGCAUUUCGGCUGCCCCCUUGGCUCCCCCAUGAACCCCCCCAAGAAAUGCGAGGUCUGGUGAUGGGCGAGUGCCUGGAGGGAACCGGCUGCUUCAUCCGAUGGCUGUACUUCCCAAGUCCUUUUGAGAGGCUCGAACCACUUCUCCACACAAGGAACUGCCCAGCUCUCAGCCGGAGUGGUGCCCGCAUUCCCGGGAUCAUCCGAGCUUCAUCCACUGUGAAAUUCCUUCAUCCCCUCGCUCGUUUGUGGAACGACUUCCACUUGGGGGUCUCUUCUUCCCCAUCAUGACCAGGCCAUGUGUCCAGGCACAUGUCCAUGGGCACUACCGUGCGUAGUGCCUCCAGCCUGAUCCACCAUCCUGGCAAAUUCCUCUUUUCUGGAGGCGAUAAAGGGAUCCCAUGGCGCAGGCAGGCUUGGCUGCGUGUCUGAAUGCACCUGAUGGACUUUCCUCUCUCCAAAGAUGCGCACAUGAGGAUGGAAAAUAUUUUAAGAUAUAUUUUUUUUGGGGGGGGGGAGGCAAAUAUCUCUAUUUUUUUCAUGCCUUGUGGAAUACACUGGAAAAUUUCAGGGAAAAUGCAUUUAAAAGCCUUUUUUUUUUUUUUUUUUUUUAAGUAAAAGAUGAGUAUAUUUAUUAAUUCUUUUUUACUCAGUGCAGCUGUAGGUGCAGCACCCUGUGGUGACAGUGACUGGUGACAGGCUCUUUGCUGGCGAAGCUGGAUGGGGCUGUGGAGGCAGCCACCAAGCCCCGGAUCCCGGUUUCUCUGGGAGGGACUGUCCUUGGAGGAUGCUGAUGGGGACAUUGGGGAUGGGGCUGGAGGAUGCUGCAGGGCACAGAGGCUCUGCUGCAGCUCCUGGGAUUAGCUUUAGUUUCAGAGGGAAAAGCUGGCGUGCCAAAGAUGUCACCAAGGUGGUGACUAUGGGUGAAGCACCCACAGCUCCCUCCUGUCCCCUCUGAAGCGAGCUCAGCCAUGAGUUCCUGCCCCAAACGCUUCCCCAGACAAGUGCAGGCAGCUCCUGCUGAUCCUUUGCUCUCUGCCGUGUCCGGCCUCUACGCUGAGAAACUGCAAACCCCAAAAUCACCCCCUUGCCCCUAACCCCCAUCCUUCCGUGGCCGGUUUGGCACCGGGAUGGGGGCGAGGGGCUUUCGUAAGGGUUAUUUUUAAUGCUCUUCUUGCAGUUUUAAGAGGAAACCACUGACAGUAGCUCAGGUGCUGCGUGUUGUCUCAUGGGGCACCUUCUUGCAAAGCUGUAGAGGGAUUUUUAAUAUUUAUAUGUAAAAGGAAGGAUGGGGAGGGAAUUUUUUGUAACUAUUUUUUCACCCUACAUGUGGGGCUUAUUGUAAUUGAAAUAAUAAAUACUUUUUACUGGG